Messenger RNA from Eupeodes corollae, 2343 nucleotides. RefSeq names its product protein suppressor of forked (gene su(f)). Gene Ontology annotation, biological process: mRNA 3'-end processing. Lineage: Eukaryota; Metazoa; Arthropoda; Insecta; Diptera; Syrphidae. The transcript has 10 exons. The record is from RefSeq and is a predicted model, not a curated record. Gene Ontology annotation, cellular component: nucleus. Gene Ontology annotation, molecular function: mRNA binding; protein binding. Bases 166 to 2322 code for a protein of 718 amino acids.
GAAACAGUGAAGACGUUCGAGUUUUACCAUCUUCAAAAUAGAAUGUUACACUUUUUUGUAUCAAUAUAUACAAUAUAAAACAAUUUCACUAUUAAGUCGCCGAAAUAGGAACGAAUUUUUUUAGAGUAAUUGACCAAUUUUCAGCAAUUCUUUCUUAUUAUUUAAAUGGAUCUUCGUGAGCAAAUAAAAAUUGACAUAGAAUGGGGACAUGAGCGUUUGGUUCGCUCCCAACAAGUUGUGGAAAUUCGACCUUAUGAUAAAGAAUCGUGGUCAGUACUAUUGCGGGAAGCACAAACCCGCAAUGUAAAUGAAGUGCGUUCACUUUACGAAUCGUUAGUAAGCGUCUUCCCAACCACAGCUCGCUAUUGGAAAAUUUUUAUAGAACAAGAAAUGAAGGGCAGGAACUAUGAAAGAGUAGAGAAGUUAUUUCAACGGUGUUUGGUCAAAAUUCUCAACAUUGAUUUAUGGAAACUAUACCUAACAUAUGUAAAAGAAACAAAGGCUGGGUUAAGUACGCACAAGGAAAAACUAGCGCAAGCCUACGACUUUGCUCUAGAAAAAAUCGGAAUGGACUUGCAUUCGUUUUCAAUUUGGCAGGACUAUAUUAACUUCUUAAAGGGAGUUGACGCUAUUGGAAGCUACGCAGAAAAUCAGAAAAUAACGGCUGUUCGUAGAGUCUACCAGAAAGCUGUUAUAACGCCUAUAAUUGGUAUAGAAUCACUUUGGAAAGAUUACAUCGCCUUUGAACACAACAUAAAUCCAAUUAUAUCGGAAAAAAUGAGCGUUGAAAGAUCAAAGGACUACAUGAAUGCGAGGAGAGUAGCCAAAGAAUUAGAAAUCAUCACUAAAGGACUUAACAGAAAUUUGCCAGCGGUGCCACCGACUUUAUCGAAAGAAGAGUCAAAACAGGUGGAUAUUUGGAAGAAAUUUAUUGGGUUUGAGAAAUCGAAUCCAUUACGCUCAGAGGAUACUGCACUUAUAACUCGCCGAGUGAUGUUUGCAACUGAAGAAUGUUUGUUAGUUUUGACACAUCACCCAGCUGUUUGGCAUCAAGCUGCUCAAUUUCUAGAUCAAAGUGCAAAAAUUUUAGCCGAAAAAGGAGAUAUACAAGCAUCUAAAGUAUUUGGUGACGAGUGUGCGAACAUAUUGGAGCGAUCCAUUAGCGGUGUUUUAAACAAAAACGCCCUACUGUAUUUUGCUUAUGCGGAUUUCGAAGAAGGCCGAAUGAAAUACGAUAAAGUCCAUCAAAUGUAUAACAAAUUUUUGUCCAUACAUGACAUUGAUCCCACCCUUGCUUAUGUGCAAUACAUGAAAUUUUGCCGCCGGGCUGAAGGAAUCAAAUCCGCAAGAGCUGUUUUCAAAAAAGCUCGAGAGGACGUUCGCAGUCAUUAUCAUGUUUUUGUUGCUGCUGCCCUUAUGGAGUAUUAUUGUUCUAAGGAUAAGGAUAUCGCAUUUAGAAUCUUUGAAUUAGGCCUUAAACGUUUUGGUGGGAGUCCUGAAUAUGUGAUGUGCUACAUUGAUUAUUUGUCGCAUUUAAAUGAAGAUAAUAACACAAGAGUGUUGUUUGAAAGAGUUCUUUCAUCAGGCGGUUUGACACCAAGUGCAUCAGUUGAAGUUUGGAAUCGUUUUCUUGAAUUUGAAUCUAACAUUGGAGAUCUUUCAAGUAUUGUCAAAGUAGAGCGGAGAAGAAGUGCAGUAUUGGAAAACUUACAAGAGUACGAAGGGAAAGAGACAGCUCAGCUUGUGGAUCGCUAUAAGUUUUUAGAUUUGUAUCCAUGUUCUAGUAUAGAACUUAAAUCAAUAGGAUAUACCGAGACUAAUGGUAUUAUAAGUGGAAAAGCUAAUAUAACUGCUCAAAUUGAACAAGUGGAUGAACAAGUCGUUAAUCUUCCUCGUCCAGACUUCUCCCAAAUGAUUCCAUACAAACCAAAAUCAAAUGCUUAUCCUGGAGAGCACCCGCUUGACGGUGGCACAUUCCCCCAACCGCAGGCGUUGGCGUCAUUGUGUUCACAAUUACCCCCACCCAUUUCAUUCCGUGGGCCAUUUGUUGCCGUGGACAUGCUUUGUGAUAUUUUUAAUCGCAUACAACUACCCGACGUUCACCCAACUCCUUCAGGCGAUCAUAACAGUGAUGUUCGUCUUUUCGAUUUAGCUAAAUCAGUACAUUGGAUUGUUGACGACAGCACAUAUUCUGGGGAAGCAGGUUUAAAGAGAAGACGAAUGCUGCCAGGUGGAGAUGAUAGCGAUGAUGAAGGACAAGCUCUAGUCCCACCUGCUAACGAUAUAUAUCGAUUGCGACAACAGAAACGAUUUUCCAAAUAAAUAAUUCCAACAAAAUAUUAA